UUAAUUCUACCACAGACAUGAAAAAUACAAAAACUACACGCAGUACUCGAAUGUCAAGAGCGUCAAGGAAGAAGUCAAAAAGAGGUCCACCUUCAGCAUCCUGGCCAAAUUUUUCCUGUUUAGUUCAGCGGUGAUAUUGUUCUGUGUGCUUAUGUACAUACCGGUUUAUAACAAAGCGAAUAAUCAAAUAUCUAAAGCUAUCGUGUCCGGUUGGUCGGUUCACUCGAACCGAGACACAAAACUGUACGUCAGGCCACAGAACGUGACCGUGGUGCACGAGCCGACCGCCCUGUGCACCGGCGCCGGGCUGUUCCUGCUCAUCGUCGUGUGCUCCGCCACCGGCAACUUCGAGCAGCGCCAGGCCAUCAGGGACACCUGGGGCAGCCAGGCCAGAUACACAGAAAUAAGAAAAGUCUCCGUCAAAAUACGCGAAAAGUACAAAAACUACAACUACUCGUACGAUUUGAUCGGUAAAAGCAAAAGAAUGAAACGCGAGAUCGCAGAUUUGAGUAACUUACUUCCUCACUUAGCGGCCGCGCUCAGGGACAACGUUGAUAAUCUGGAAUCAGAAGCACCCGAAAAGCGUUUUGAUGACGAAAUGUUACCAGAAUUCGACAUGAACAGAGAAAUAGGGGAGCAGACCGAAAACUAUGACUAUAACUUCGAAUCCAACGUGAUGAGGAUACCGCCGCGGGGCUUCGAAGACAAUCCGGACUUGGAUAAAGUUCUGUCUAUACUCAAACUGGACAAACGCUUCCUCAAGGUGGAGGAGAAGUUGCGGAAUACCAAAGUCGAACCAGACUUCAAGCUGGCGUUCAUAUUGGGGCUGCCAGUCAACGACUCCAACUCGGCGGUUCAGAGGAAGAUCGAUGAGGAAAUUGACAAGUACGGGGAUAUCAUACAAGAAGAUUUUAUUGACUCGUACAACAACUUGACACUGAAAUCUAUUAUGAUGCUGAAGUGGAUCAAUAAUAAGUGUAAAGACAAGGUUCGCUAUAUCCUCAAAACGGACGACGACAUGUACAUCAACGUGGUGAACUUAGUGAAUAAUUUACGUAAUAAAUCAAAAGAAUUCGACGAGAGACCGUCGAAGGGCCCGGGCGAGAGGGAGUACUUGCUGCUGGGCGACCUCAUAUGCGGCGCCAGACCCGUGCAGGACGCCAAUAAUAAGUGGUACAGUCCCCGGUACAUGUACAACGCGCGGGUGUACCCCAAGUACUUGUCCGGGACGGGGUACGUGAUGUCCGUGGACGCCGCCGCGGCUCUGUACCGGGCCGCGCUCAACACCAACUACUUCCACCUUGAAGAUAUUUACAUAACCGGUAUGUGCGCCAUGGGAGCCCGGCCGCUGCUGGUGGCCCGCGACGACCCGCUGUUCUCGUACAGCCGGCUGCGGGGCGGCGCCGCCUGCUCCGCGCACGCCAGGGUCACCGCGCACCGGGUGGGACCCCCGCACAUGCGCAGCCUGGACCGCAUGCUCACCGACCAACGAACUGUUGACAAAUGUGAACGUGUGCGGCUCACUGAGGUAAAACCGCAAAAUCGCAGCAUGUACGUAGCUUACAGAUAUACGAAGUUACACAGACUAUAUAAUUGUGAUUAAGUAAUUGCUGGAAACUAAUAAAAGAAAUCUAGUUAUUGGAGGUAUUUCGUUGAGGACUUGUAAAGUUACAUAUUUCACUAGCAUAUCACGUGGAAGGAACCGCUUCAAUCAAAUCGUUGGCUGGCUGGCUCUUAAGGAGAAAUUAGGCCAUCUCCACCUCCACCUCAAAGUUCAUCUAGCUGGAGCAUGCGUAGUUACACAUUAAAACAACUCAGCCUUUCUUAACAAUAUAAAAACUGUUCUGCUAUCGUGGUCUAAUUGGUCCAACGACCGGUCAUGUUCCAUGGAUCCUCAAAUUGUUAGGCCCUGCGCAUGCCCGCAGGUCAUCCGCACCCUUGUCUUUCAAUCAUCAUUCUCCUGUCCUUCCAGUCAACUGGGAUCGGUGUAACAUAUUUUCUUCUUCCAUACUCCUCUAUCAUAUUUUAUAUCAUAUCCAUUACCUCUUCCUCCACCCUCGUCUUCCAAUCUCUACGCGUAAAUACAGGUCGAUAUUACUCCCAGCUCGCAACCCUACUGACGACCUCACCACAUCCAGCAUAGGACCAGAAAGUGCCAUGGAAGUUAUGCUUCUGCGGCUUAAAAAAUAAUACGAUAAAAUUCAAUGUGUCAUACAACCGAUCGUUAUUCUCACGCCAAUCUGUCUCCACAUCCCAAGACUCAGCUCAAAAUACAAGUGUCACCCCUAAUUAUCCUUCAAGAGACGGCUCCAUUGAAUAGUGGAAUAGUUCACUGGUGGUAGGGCCUCUUGUGAGUCCGCACGGGUAGGUACCACCGCCCUGCCUAUUUCUGUCGUGAAGCAGUAAUGCGUUU
Bombyx mandarina (wild silkworm) is the source of this 2413-nucleotide messenger RNA. RefSeq lists its product as uncharacterized. NCBI's taxonomy places the organism in Eukaryota, Metazoa, Arthropoda, Insecta, Lepidoptera, Bombycidae. Gene Ontology annotation, biological process: protein O-linked glycosylation. Gene Ontology annotation, molecular function: hexosyltransferase activity. The record is from RefSeq and is a predicted model, not a curated record. Gene Ontology annotation, cellular component: Golgi membrane.